CAUUCAUUUUGAGUUAGAACUGUCAGUUUAAAUUCAUCAUCUUUCUUUUUAAAACCAUGCGUAGCUCCUGAAAACACCUGGAAGAAACAGACGUCCAAAAGCUAAAAAGUAUACCUUAUAUCUUAAUUUAGCGUGAGUUCUGUUCCGUGUGGUUUGGUCAGACUGAGUGGAAAAAUAUGAUUUUCUGCCAUGGCACCUGUAAUUCUGAAGAAGUAUGUCAAGAAUUUGAGGUCAGGUGGAGAAUGUCAGCUUGUCCGCUGGUAUUCAGAAUCAGGUCAUAUUUUUGUAUGUUUCACAUUGGGGUCUUGGGUUUUUUUUUUUAAAUAAACGUUUUGUAGAGUUUCUAGUAAGUUGCUUUUCUUUUUUCUUUCAAACUAUCAAUCAUCAGGAACUUCUAGGACCAUAGUCAUGUAUUUUACAUUCUUUUGGGGCCCUCUACUGGUCAGUUUUAGUUUGUAUGGGUUGCUUUGUUAGCUUAUUGCAUCCUGGGAAUUUUUCUUCAUUGCGUGUCUGGGUUCUGCUCUUUCCUAGAGUUCACAUCUUUUUCUUACUUGGACUUUAUUUUUAUUUUGCUGGUAAUACAUUCUGUAGUAUGUUUUUCAAAAAGGGUUUUAUGUUAUAAAGAUCCCAAGGCACUGCAGUUUUGAAAACACCUUUAUGUUGCGUAAACUUUGAUUGAUAGAGGCUUUUUCUUAAAUUCUAAGUUCAAAAUAAUUUCCCUUAAGAACUUUGAGGGAAUUUCUUAUUGCCUGCUGUCUCAAAACACUUAGUGGUGGUCUGAUCCUUUACAUUUAGAGCUAACAUCCUCAUUUUUUCUGAUAGGAAAUUUUCAGCUAUUCUCUUGAGAUCUUACAAUUUUAUGAGGAUGGGUCUAAGAAUCCAGGGUUUAAGAAUCAGGGUCUAAGAAUCCAGGGUCUAAGAAUCUGCCUACUUGGUAUGAGCCUUUUUCUGUGUAACUCAGUUGAAUCCUUCUUCAGCAUCUUCUGUACUUGUAUCCUUCCAUGCCUCUGCCUGCCCCUCUGAGGUCACCAGGAGACUUUAUGGUUUUGGCUCUGUGGUCUUUAAAUUUUCUUAUAUUUUUAAAUUUUUCAUCUUUUCCUUUAUGUUCUAGGAUAGGAUUGGCAAGCUGUAAUGUGAAGGGCCAGAUAGCAAAUAUUUUAGGCUUUGUGGACCAAGAGGCAAAAUUGAUAUUUAUACAAGAGAGCAAAGAAAUCUCAUAUAAUUUGUAUUGAUAAAAUUUAAAGUAUAAUAAUCAUUAUGUACAGUUUUAUUUUGCGAUGCAUUCUGGCUAAGAGAAUAGCAUUCUUUGGACCACUAACAUUGCUUAAAUGGGGUAUCAAAUUGAUUUGAAUGUUCAUUUUUAGGAGUAUCAUUCUCAGCAGUAGCCCCAAAUAGCAGGCAGCGGGUGCUCUGGCUUCUGACUUGCAUCUCUUCCUCCACAUCACUAAUUUGACCUUCAGCUAUGUCCAUUUUAUUAUUCAGCUUUUCUGUCGACCUUUUCAUUUUGGCAGUCACAUUUGUAAUUUCUAAGAUGCCUUUCCACCUUUGCAGCACCUGCCUCAUAUCUCCUCCUCAUGUCUCAGGAGGAGCGUGGUUGUGUUUUGGAAGGAGCCCUGGUGGGAAUAGUCUGCAGGCUCAGGCCAGGAUAUUGAUGGGGAUCUUUGUGUCUUACUCUUGGUUCCCUUUUCUCUCAGAAUCUGUGAUGGAGGUCAAGGCUACUUGGUCCUGCUCUGAGGAGGCAGUUUUUACAGAGAAGAAAUUGGAGUCCAGACAAUGCAUGCUCUGCCCUCAGUCUCUGAAGAGAUAAGGGAUGAUCCAGUCAAUACUAGACAUUUAGUCAAACAAAUCUAGUUCAGUAGUAUUUUCCUGGACCUUCUUUAUCUGGGCACAUGUAAUAAUAAUUGAGGCAUGAAGUUACUGAUCUGAACAAUCAGUCUUUUCAGAAUCAAGAAAUACUGAAUUUUGUCACAGUUUGAGUUGAGGCAUAAGAAAUUGUAUUUUUAUAGGCAGAAAAUUGUUAAAUCAUUUUGACUUGGUUCAGCUUAAUGUUAAUAAGUUAUAUUCAUUAUGUUGAUCUGUGAGCAUAUGUGGUCACUAUAAUUAACCAGAACACAUAGUUGAAAAGCCUCUCCCAUUCAUAUCCACAGGUCAUUCUGGAAUAUCCAGGAUAUGACAGUCUUCACUCUCAAUCCAGCUUCUUUUCUAAGUUAGGAGAUUUGACCCUACAGAAGUUAAAAUGAGCUUGUUCAGGGACACACACAUUAGUGGCAAAACUGACUCAAACUCAGGAGUCCUGGAGGCAGGAAGAGGUCUUAGAAGGAGUUCUUUGCUCAAGUCCCAGAACUGCUGUUCCCUUGGAGCAAAUUCUGAAACAGUCAGUCGAUAGGUCCCCCUCCUGCUGAGGGCAGCAGCUCCUGUGACUCGGAGGGGUGGCCCUGGCAUUGCUCUUGACUGGUGGUAACUCUUUUUAGCUUGGACAUUUGCAUUUGCAGAACAGCUGGACUUCUAAAAUACUACCCUUUAGCUGCCUAUUCAAUGCUAACUAGAAAUGUGGUGAGGCUGCCACAGGGCUCUGUGACCUGGAGGGAUUGAGGAAGAUGUGCUGGUUUUACUAAGAAAAAUAAGCCAGUCCCCUGUGUGUCUUUUUGUGUUGUAGCCUGUUUGGGUUUUGCACUCAGUUUCAGAGUGCUGCCUGCCUCUUAACCUUUCUUAAAGCAUAAACAGCUUCAGUGGGCUCUGCAGAAGGAAACUGUGGUUUCUGUUCUUCCUGUUCAUUCACAUGUGUUUUUCAGAGGGAGGUCUAACAUCUGACCAUAUUUUUCAACAGUAUCACAAGUAAAUAGGGGAGAAUGCAUAGUAACUGUCAGCAGAGCGGGAGGAACCAAAAUUUCUCCACAGAAAUUCUUCCAAAACCAGAUUUUUCAGAUGGGGUCUCCCAUGGCAAAUGAGCCUGGAAUUGUGUCGCCAUUUAAACGAGUAUUCCUAAAAGGUGAAAAGAGUAGAGAUAAGAAAGCCCAUGAGAAGGUGACAGAGAGGCGCCCCCUGCACACUGUGGUGUUGUCCCUGCCUGAGCGCGUCGAGCCCGACAGACUGCUGAGUGACUACAUCGAGAAGGAGGUGAAGUACUUAGGUCAGUUAACGUCCAUACCAGGAUACCUGAAUCCCUCCAGUAGGACCGAAAUCCUGCACUUCAUAGACAAUGCAAAGAGAGCCCACCAGCUCCCCGGCCACUUAACCCAGGAGCACGACGCUGUGAUCAGCUUGUCUGCCUACAAUGUCAAACUGGCCUGGAGAGAUGGGGAGGACACCAUCCUCAGGGUCCCCAUCCAUGACAUUGCUGCCGUGUCCUAUGUGCGGGAUGAUGCCUCCCACCUGGUAGUACUGAAGACAGCCCAGGACCCCGGCAUCUCCCCCAGCCAAAGUCUGUGUGCAGAAAGUUCCAGAGGCCUCACCGCAGGCUCGCUGUCAGAGAGUGGAGUGGGGCCUGUGGAGGCAUGCUGCCUGGUGAUCCUGGCCACAGAAAGCAAGGUUGCCGCGGAAGAGCUGUGCUCGCUGCUUGGGCAAGUCUUCCAGAUUGUAUACACGGAGUCCACCAUCGACUUUCUGGACAGAGCCAUAUUUGAUGGGGCCUCGACACCCACCCACCACCUAUCCCUUCACAGUGAUGACUCUUCCACCAAAGUGGACAUGAAGGAGCCCUAUGAGACGGAAGCCAGCACUUUCUCCUUCUCUGAGUGUGUGCACACAGGCGGUGUCUCGCCCUUGUCCUUCUGCAUGCAGACAUCACCCCACGCCAAGACAGUUAGCGAGAGUGAGCUGAGCGCCACAGCCGCCGAACUGCUGCAGGACUACAUGCAGACGCUGCGCACCAAGCUCUCGUCGCAGGAGAUCCAACAAUUUGCCGCACUGCUGCAUGAGUAUCGCGAUGGGGCCUCGGUGCAUGAGUUUUGCAUCAACCUGCGGCAGCUCUACGGGGAUAGCCGAAAGUUCCUGCUGCUGGGUCUGCGGCCCUUCAUCCCCGAGAAGGACAGCCAGCACUUCGAGAACUUCCUGGAGACCAUUGGGGUGAAGGACGGCCGUGGCAUCAUCACUGACAGCUUUGGCAGGUACCGGCGGGCUAUGAGCUCUACCUCCACUUCCACCUCCAAUGGGAACAGGGCGGCGGGCAGCUCCGACGACCAGUCUGCGCCCUCAGAGGGGGACGAGUGGGACCGCAUGAUCUCGGACAUCAGUAACGACAUCGAGGCACUGGGCUGCAGCAUGGACCAGGACUCGACCUGACUGUGCCGGGAGGCUCCCGGGACCUCUCAAAGGCAUGCCCUUCCCGUUCCAGGGCUGAAACAGGGCGAGGGGCCCCAGACACAGGGGGCCCUCUACUGUGAAGGGGCGCCGCUGCUGUGGGACAUGCCCCAUUGUGGGGGCAGAAGGCUGUGCCUUGUCUGCCUGCACAUGCCCCGCUCCCAGAGGGGGUCCUGGCUGCCGGACCCCAGACAGCGGUUGGUUUUGCACAUGAUGUACCUAUUGAAACUCUCAGAGACCUUAAAAGAAGUUUACCGCAAUGUGAAUAAUUUACUGUCUGGUUGCCACUGUGUUUCUCGCUCAGCUUUGAGAGCCAGGACAGUGAGAUGGGUCUGCCCAGCCCCUUCCCUAGCCAGCAUGCCCAGAGCUGGGCUGGGAACUAGGACGGGCCUGGUGGCACAGGUGGUGAUAGGCCACGGGAAGGACCUGAUUGUGCUUCUGCUUUGUGGACACGGGGCCCUGAGGAUGGGGACAGGAAGGCUACCCGGAUGUGUGGGUGUCGCUGUGGGCUGUGCACUGGCCUCUUAAGGGUUGCUGCCUGUUCUCCAAGCCCAAACCCUACACUGCCCGGUCUCACCUGCCUCUCAGCUGCCAUCUCCAGAGCAAACCCUGGAGGGUAGGGUAUGCUACCUGAACCAGCCCCAUAGGGGUCCCAGUUUUCAGGUAUACUUAGGGGAACACCAGACCUUCCCACCCAGUCCAGGCCUCUUGGCCUGGAUCCUACUUGGUCUUGCGCCCUUUCCCUCUGUGCCCUUGGAACACAGGAAGGCAGUGGAGGUGACAGGUGCCUGGACCCCAGGGCAGGGCUGUCGUGUGAUGGGCCUGGUGCCUGGACACUGAAGUGCAGGCAUGGGAGGCCUAACUCCAGGAUUCCCUCUUUACUCAGAAGGCAGCUUCUACCAUGUGAGGCCCCUGACAGUGCACAAAGGAAGCUCUGGGGCUAAGGGAGGGGCAGAGCCCUGGGCUCACAGUACAGUGAACGGGGCACAUGUAGGGUUCUGCACUGUCCCUUGGGCUCCUUUCUGAUGAGAUAGACAGAUCAGGAUGGGACAAAGUAUCAGACUUUACUCUGGAUCAGACUCAUACCUGGGUGUGGCCCUGGCCAGGAAAGCUAAAGGAGACACUUGAUAGUUGCAGUUUCUAGGCUUCUCUGCCCAUGUAUGAACACAAGUGCACGUAGACAGACUGCCUGGAAGUAUCUGCAAGGACUAAAGAUAGUCACAGGUACUAGGGGCCAAUCUUCCAGAGCCCACCCUGGGCCUCAGCAGGACACAAAGGAUGACCAUGUCAACAAAGGUGGGUCUGGCACUUUGUCAGUCAGGGUCAUUCCCUCCCUUCAGGGGCUGCCACCUGCUCAUGACCCCACCCUGUGUGUUCCCCACCCUCUUGUCCUGGGACAUGGCCCCACAUCACCAGUUCCUGGACUUGGAAAAGAGAGACUAUGGGGAGUAAUUCCCUCUAGAUCUGGAUGCAAUAAGGGGGAUUAACUGCAUCGCCUCCUGAGCAAAUGCUGUCUUCCUGUGGCUUCUUCAGCCCCACAUGACUCCAUGAGACCAAAAGCCCUUCUGCUUCUGGGGAGUUCUUUCUGAAAACUCUAGUUCCCCUACUCCUUGGGCCACAGCCAGAUGACCAGGUCACCUGAAAUCUCUGGAUAAAGAGGGUACCAGGGAAAUGGGUCUGGGGGGCGGACCCACCACCCUCUUGAGGAGGUGGGUUAGACCACCACCCUCCCCGGGUGCUGUGUGAUUCCAGAAAGCAUCUUCAAACUCAUCUGUUUAGCUGGAACCUGCACUGGGGGAGCAGCUGCAGCAGGAGCAGAGAAGUGAUGAGUGACACCCAUUUAUUGAGCAGCAGAGCUGAGGGGCAGGAUGGAGGCAGGUACUGGUCAGUGGCUACAUUGUCAGCUCCUGCAAGAAAUGCAGAAGUGAGGGUCAGGCUGGAGGGGCCCAGUAGAGCAGCAGUGUGUCUAGGGGCCCACCAGCUCACCAUGAUGGCGUUGACUAUAUCACUCUGGUUGUCCCUCAGGGCCCGCACGGCCUUGGCUCUCGAUACGCUAGCCUGUGCCAUCACCAGCUCAAUGUCACGUAGCUCCAGCCCGGCCUCAUCCACCUGCAGGGAAACAAGUGGGGGAGUGUCUGGAGCCGUGUACCUUCUCUCUGCCCUCCCCCAACCCCCCAACUGCAGGUCCCUCCUCCCUAACCUGCAUGUCAGGGCGCCAGACCCUGGGCCUCACCUUGUCCUCUUCCUCCUCCUCGCAUUUGGGCCCCCCCUGAGGCUCAGGGGCAGACUCUGGGACCAGAGUGGUGGGCUCCACAGGCACCUUGAACUUCUCAGCAGCAGCUCUGUGCACUUGCUGGGACAGGUCCUCUAUCUGCAAUCCGGGUACAGCUGUGAGCUGAGCUUAUGUCCCCAGCACCUGCCCCACCCGUCAUUCCUCCCCCAGCCCCCCACCCAGCUGGGACCUUGGCCUCUCCGAAGACCACAUAGGUGUCUGAGGCUGGGCUCUUGAAGACAUCAGGCUUGGUGAUGACGAAAAGGAUGUUCUUCGACUUUUGGAUGGUGAUCCUGGUGACCCCCUGGAUCUGUCGCAAGCCCAAUUUGGACAUCGCCUGAGGGCAUAAUGGGUUCAGACCUGGCCUUUGGCUCCAGGAUCCCAAUCCGGAUAAGGAAAGGAGCAGGCCCAGGGGCCAGACCUUAGCCUCUGGGCCGGAGGGAGGCAAGCAGCACAAUGCUAGGGGAUAAGGGCUCUACCACCAACUCCUGAGGACCCUCUGCAGCCCCUGGUAUGUAUAAUAGGGCACUGAGCUCACUCUGACGGGACCAUCUCAACUGAUACUUGGCCCCAGGAAUUUAAUACAAAGGUGUUCUGGUUACUGCGUUUGCCCAUGGCCACCACUGAUGGGAUUUGUUUACUGUGGGGUGUGGAAUGUGUGGGUUGUCUAGAAACCUCCCCUCUCCCAAUCCCUCCCCCCAGGUCUCCCUGCUCCCACCUUCCGGGCCUUCUUCUCACUGCGACUCUGCUUGGCUUUGGUGGAUGUCUCCUCACUGCUGCCGCCUGCCAGGGCCUGAGGAGGUGGGGCGGGGGGGAGGU
Talpa occidentalis (Iberian mole) is the source of this 7390-nucleotide messenger RNA. It is a transcript of the gene CCM2, whose product is annotated as CCM2 scaffold protein. The transcript is spliced from 10 exons. The coding region runs from base 2926 to 4281 and encodes 451 amino acids. Lineage: Eukaryota; Metazoa; Chordata; Mammalia; Eulipotyphla; Talpidae. The record is from RefSeq and is a predicted model, not a curated record. Gene Ontology annotation, biological process: vasculogenesis; heart development.